Messenger RNA from Spizellomyces punctatus DAOM BR117, 361 nucleotides. RefSeq lists its product as uncharacterized. NCBI's taxonomy places the organism in Eukaryota, Fungi, Chytridiomycota, Chytridiomycetes, Spizellomycetales, Spizellomycetaceae. The transcript has a single exon. The record is from RefSeq and is a predicted model, not a curated record. The annotation marks the transcript as partial.
AAUGGUCCAUAUCUAUUCGAUCAUUCCCAUACAUCCCGACAGCACCCACGGAAACGUAGUAGUUGGUCUAAUAGCUCGGGUCAAUAUCGGAGACGUCACACCCCUUCAUAUUGUCUUACGCUCCUCACACGACCCAAUUUUAGUUAUACGUGACUUUCAAAGCCCAGAUAGAGUAUGUGUCAUACGCCCUGCGUACAUCGCGAAGAAAUGGUUUGUUAGUCGCCGGUCUUCUGGAGAAAUGGGCAUGUGGGUGGUGUACGAAAAGGAGUCUGCUGCACUGGACGUUUUGUGGAAGGCAGUUUACUAUUGAUAUUUAAAUUUUAAAUAGACCAAAAUGACAACAAUAAUGGACCCAUUUGAG